AUGGAGAAAAAUUUCGCCACGAUCGUGCCAGAGCGCACAGCAGACUAUCAGGAGAGCACGACCACAGAACAUCUCGUGACUGAGGCCGAGGCUGCUAUGGCAUGGGAGCAUUCAUUGACGCUGAGUCGUGCCUUGAAGCUCUAUCGGAAGGCCAUCAUGUAUGGGGCUUUCGUGUCCCUUGCGCUGGUCAUGGAGGGGUUCGAUACCAAGAUCAUGGGAUCACUCUAUGCCGUUCCAGCAUUUCGGACCGCUUACGGCACACGAGCGUCUAGCGGCUCCUACCAGAUUUCCGCUCCCUGGCAAAGCGGCAUGAUGGGCAUUACCGGCGUCUCAUGCAUCAUUGGCAUGUUUAUAGGCGGAUAUGUGACUGAGAAAAUUGGGUUCCGCAAGACCAUGAUCGGCACGUUGUUGUCUAUGCCGCUAAUCAUCUUCAUAUUCUUCUUCGCGCCCAGCCUUGAAGUGAUUGCAGUGGGCAACUUUCUCUUCGGUCUUCCUCUAGGUAUAUUCCAAACGAUAACUACAGUGUAUGUCACCGAAAUCAUGCCUAACGCCUUGCGCCCGUAUCUAACGAGCUGCUAUUCGCUUGCCUAUGCGCUGGGUCAGCUUCUCAACGCAGCAAUCUUCCGCGCCACACUCAAUCUGCCAAGUCCGUGGCCAUAUCGGGUGCCUUUUGCUCUCCAAUGGUUCUGGCCAAUCAUCAUUAUUCCUGCUCUGUAUUUUGCACCCGAGUCUCCUUGGUGGCUUGUGCGUCAGAAUCGCUUGGAUGACGCUCGAGCAUCGCUGAGGAAACUGACUUCGGAAAACCUGGACAUCGAGAUUCAGCAACUUAUCUCCUUGAUGGUAUUCACCACCAAUCACGAACGCAGCAUUGAAGCCGGCACUAGCUACGUGACGUGCUUUAAGAAAGUGAAUCUGUAUAGAACUCUCAUUGUCAUAGGUGUCUAUAUCAUGCAGGUAUUGACUGGCGCGCCUCUGCGAGCAUGGAUGACCUACUUCUUUCAGCAGGGUGGACUACCAACGGACCAGUCCUUUAACAUGACCAUCGUCGCCUUGGCCCUUUCUUUAAUGGGGGUCCUGGGAUCGUGGGUGGUCAUGACCUACACCGGCCGACGACGCAUGUAUCUCGUGGGCAACAUGAUUUCUAUCGCCCUUUUCGUUGCUAUUGGCGGUUUAGGUAUUGGACUACGAAAGUCGAAGCUGUCAGGUCUGGCUUGGGGAAUCGGAUCUCUCCUUGCCGUAGAUGGUUUCAUUGCGAGUCUCUUAAUCCUACCCGUCACAUUCGUGCUGGUUUCCGAGAUUCCCUCCGCCCUGCUUCGCAGCAAGUCUGUCGUCAUCGCACGAAACUCCUAUACUGCUGUCAACAUCAUUGCAGGUGUCCUGACACCGUAUAUGCUGAAUCCCACUGCUUGGGGCUGGGGUGCUGUGACCGGCUUCUUCUGGGCCGGAGCGUGUGUCAUAGGAUUGACCUUCACCUUUUUCAUGGUGCCGGAGUCCAAGGGCCGCACUACUGCAGAGAUGGAUAUCCUCUUUGAGCAGAAAAUUUCCGUCCGCAAGUUCAAGAGCACCGAAAUCUCUCUUAUCCGUGGCGUCCAAGAGGGAUUACCUGUUCAUCGUCAGUCGCUAUGA
This is a messenger RNA of Exophiala bonariae, 1626 nucleotides long. RefSeq lists its product as uncharacterized. NCBI's taxonomy places the organism in Eukaryota, Fungi, Ascomycota, Eurotiomycetes, Chaetothyriales, Herpotrichiellaceae. The record is from RefSeq and is a predicted model, not a curated record. Gene Ontology annotation, cellular component: membrane. Gene Ontology annotation, biological process: carbohydrate transport; transmembrane transport. Bases 1 to 1626 code for a protein of 541 amino acids. Gene Ontology annotation, molecular function: carbohydrate:proton symporter activity. The transcript is spliced from 5 exons.